AUGAGAUCCCCUGAAAAGCACAGUGGCUUGGCUCAGGAACAGCACUCAACGGUAAUACUGUCUGAUGCCAACAUAACCAUGGGGAAGAUCAUAUUUUAUGAAGACAGAAACUUCCAAGGGCGCUCUCACGAGUGCAGCAGCGACUGUGCCGACCUCCACACCUACUUCAACAGAUGCAACUCCAUCCGGGUGGAGAGCGGCUGCUUCAUGGUCUACGAGAGACCCAACUACAUGGGAAACCAGUACUAUCUGAGGAGAGGAGACUACUCCGAUAACCAGCGCGUGAUUGGAAUAAACGAUUGCGUCAGAUCUUGCCGUAUGAUCCCGCAGUACCAAGGGUCCUACAGGAUGAGGCUUUACGAGCGCUUCGACAUGUCUGGUAAGAUGCACGAGCUGGUGGAUGACUGCCCAAACCUCCAGGACCAGCUCAGCAUCUCCGACUUCAACUCCUGCAACGUGAUGGACGGCCACUGGCUGCUGUACGACCAGCCCAACUACAAGGGCAGGGUGUACUACCUGCGGCCUGGGGAGUACCGCAGAUAUAGCGACUGGGGAGGCCUUACCCCCAGGAUCGGCUCCAUCAGAAGAAUCACAGACUUCAACUAA
Molecule: messenger RNA, 606 nt
Organism: Melanotaenia boesemani (Boeseman's rainbowfish)
Lineage: Eukaryota; Metazoa; Chordata; Actinopteri; Atheriniformes; Melanotaeniidae
Product: gamma-crystallin B-like
Exons: 4
Coding region: 1-606 (201 amino acids)
Biological process (GO): visual perception; lens development in camera-type eye
Molecular function (GO): structural constituent of eye lens
Source: RefSeq, a predicted model, not a curated record